This is a messenger RNA of Asparagus officinalis (garden asparagus), 2488 nucleotides long. RefSeq lists its product as uncharacterized. The transcript has 8 exons. Gene Ontology annotation, cellular component: cytoplasm; nucleus. NCBI's taxonomy places the organism in Eukaryota, Viridiplantae, Streptophyta, Magnoliopsida, Asparagales, Asparagaceae. Gene Ontology annotation, molecular function: calcium-dependent protein serine/threonine kinase activity; calmodulin binding; ATP binding. The record is from RefSeq and is a predicted model, not a curated record. Gene Ontology annotation, biological process: intracellular signal transduction; peptidyl-serine phosphorylation; protein autophosphorylation. The coding region runs from base 1 to 2448 and encodes 815 amino acids.
AUGGCUAACAAUCCGGCAGAUAAGCAAAGCGUGCCUUCUCAUUCGAAUGCAAUGCCAAGUCCUACAUCAGGGAUUAACAUGAACUACAUGCCUGUUCGACCACAGCCAUUCACCUCACCUCCGCAUACUUUCUCACCAUUCCCACCAUGGGAUGGUAAUUAUGGUGGGAUGACACAGCCGCCAAUGUCAUACAUGAGCUUGUUAGGCAGUCCACAAGGUUUGAUGUUUCCCACAGCCAGUUCUCAAAGUAGUGGACCUAAUCAAUUUUCACCAAACACCGGUGAUUCAGUUGGAAAGGAUAUUCAUGACGUUGAUGGUGCGGAGCACACUUCGCCAUUGAAAAGAGGGAAAAGAUUAGCACACAAAAAAAAAGUUCCGUGUACCAGGUUGAACUCAAGAGGCGUGGCUAAUAAGUUUUGGCUUCCAGAGCACGAUGAUGUGCUUAUUCCUUAUCUUGCAGAUUUAGCAUUGGAUGGCAUGAAGCCAGACAAGAACUUCAAGGCUGAAGCUUAUAAAAUGGCUGCCAUGAAAAUCAACAUGCAAUUCAGGACUGAUUUCACUCACCUGCAUGUCAUUAACCACUUGAAAUGUUUGCGGAACAAAUUCAAUGACAUGAAAGCUUGCCUUGAUAUAAGUGGUGCUGGGUGGGAUGAAACAAGUAAAAUGAUUACAUUGGAUGAGGAAACCUUGAAAUCUUGGGCCCAGGACAAAUCCAAUUCUAAGUACAAAGCAUACAUAAACAAACCCCUUCCUCACUUCAAAAAUUUACAAGUUAUCAUGGGUGAUGAUCAAGCCAAGGGUGAUUUUGUUAGACCCGUGUACGCUAACAUUGGGUCUAGUAGGUCCAUACCUAUUCCCGAUGAUGAUUGCGAGAUUCUAGAGGAGAGUGAAACUGAACCACAGUCUGAUGCUUGCAACCAACCACGUUCUGGUGCUGUUAACCAACCACAACCCACUAGAUAUAAGACUAAGAGUAAAGACAACAUGACUUCAUCAUCUAACAAAAAAACCAGAAAAUCUAAUCGUGAAGAGGAAAUGCUAUGUGCCUUUGUUGAGUCCAUGUCUCAGUCAAUGAGAAAUCAACACGUUAUACACUGGACUGAGCAGUUGGCCACAGCGUUGAAGGAACAUAGGUCUGAAUAUUCCGAGGAGUUCCUCGAUAGGGUUUUAGACCAUUUAUAUGACAAUGAACGUGAAGCUAGGAGGUUUUUCAUAAAAUCCAAGGAAAACAGAGGUAAGCUUUCUGCAGCUCAUGCUGCUGCUGCUGUUUGGGUGAGCUCAUGUUUUGAGCUUUCUGCAACUCAUGCUGCUGCUGGUUGCUGCAGUUGCUGCUGCUGGUUGCUUUGUGCAGCAUUUGCUGCUGCUGGUUGCUGGUUUUUGCCUGUUUUGAGUUUUCUGCAGCAGUUGCUACUGCUGGUUGCUUUGUGCAGCAUUUGCUGCUGUUGGUUGCUUUGUGCAGCAUUUGCUGCUGCUGCUCUUUCUGCAGCUCAUGCUGCUGCCUUUGUUUGUGCAGCAUUUGCUGCUGCUGCUGAUGAGGCAAUAUUUGAGAUGAGAUUGCAGCCUACAUUGAAUUGGCAAUGUCUAGGCGAGCAAAUUGAAGACAAUGGGGAUUUUAUAAAUGCUGAAAUUGAGAAUGUUUGGAAUAAUUGUGAGGCCUCAAGGCGCUGCACCGAGAAUACUCGGUCGGACCCGAGCUCCUCCGUCUCCACCGGCGAUCACUUCGCCGUGAAAUCCAUCAACAAGCUCCUCAUCUCCGACCCCUUCGACCUCUCUUGCAUCGCCGCCGAGCCCAAACUCACCCUCCUCGCCUCCAGUGGGCCCCACACUGUCAACCUCCACGCCGUGUAUGAGGACUCUGCAUCCCUCCACCUUGUCCUCGACCUCUGCUCCGGCCCUGAUCUCCUCGGCCUCCUCUGUGACCGGGCCCCGCUCUCCGAAGCAGAAGCCGCCUCAAUCCUCGCCUCCAUAAUGCAGGCCCUCGCCUGCUGUCACGUGCGAGGGCUCGCACACAGAGACUUGAAGCCUGAAAACAUACUUUUUGAUAAUAAUAGUGCGGGUCGGCCCAAACUAUCCGAUUUCGGCUCUGCAGGCUUAUUCAGCAUCGAUAAGAAAAUGUCGGGUUUGGUGGGGACUGCGCAUUACGUGGCGCCGGAGGUAGUGAGGGGGGAGGAGUACGGGGAGAGGGUCGACGUGUGGAGUGCCGGGGUUCUGUUGUACGUGAUGCUCAGUGGGGUCUAUCCGUUCGGGGGUGAGGACGUGAGCGAGGUUUUCGGUGCGGUUUUGAGGGGGAAUUUGAGGUUUCCGACGGGUAUUUUUGGCGGGGUUUCGAAGGAGGCGAAGGAUCUGAUGAGGAAGAUGGUGUGCAGAGAUCCAGUGAGGAGGCUGUCGGCGGAGGCAGUGCUCCGGCAUCCCUGGAUCAAGAGUGGUGGUGGAGUGAAAGAGCUUUGAAGAUGAGGCCGAUGAGUGUUUUUGUUUUUUGUUUUUUAGG